Molecule: messenger RNA, 1186 nt
Organism: Ceratina calcarata
Lineage: Eukaryota; Metazoa; Arthropoda; Insecta; Hymenoptera; Apidae
Product: odorant receptor 4-like
Exons: 4
Biological process (GO): detection of chemical stimulus involved in sensory perception of smell; sensory perception of smell
Cellular component (GO): plasma membrane
Molecular function (GO): odorant binding; olfactory receptor activity
Source: RefSeq, a predicted model, not a curated record
AUACUAAGACGUUUCUAAGAAUCAGUCGAGACGUACGAUGAAUAAUAAUUAUCAGAAAAAUACACGGAACAGUCUAAAAUAUUGUCGACUGCUUCUGAAGGUAAUCGGUGUCUGGCCGUUGAUAAACGGCUACCACGGCGUAAUCGAGAGAAUCGUCUCGAUGAUACUGAUAGCAGCGUGUCUAGGCAGUUUGUUGUUUGCGCUGCUCCCGACAACGUACUACUGCUUUUUCUACGUGAAACAGAUCGACGAGCGGAUCACGAUUUUUGCGCCUAUCUGUUACUGCAGUUCGUGCAUAAUGAAGCUCUAUUAUCUCUGUUCGAAAUCAACCGCGUUGAAGGAUUGCAUCGAACAGAUGGAGGAGGAUUGGAAAUCGAUAGAAACCGUGGAACACCAGACUAUCAUGCUCGAAAAAUUAGCUAUCGCUAAUAAAUCGACCCUCGCGUUUACGAUUCUCUUGUACAUCAACGGCAUAUGCUACGUCACCGUUUUACCCUUGUUUUCGUCCCCGUGGUCUGUGGCCACUAAUGCCACUGAAGAUGUGAAACCAUUGCUUUUCCCCGGGUUAGACUUGUUUAUUGAUGACAUUUACUCGGCACCUAUCUACCAAAUGAUAUACAGCGCGCACUGCGCUUACGCGUGUCUCUCUGUAGGCGUAGAGACAGCCUUGUGCGGUAUAAUGGCAACCUUCGUCGGUCAUGCUCGCGGAAUGCUUCAGAUUCAAAUGGCACUGUUGGAAGAUAUGGUUGUAGAUGCGAAGAAUAACAAGGAGAAAAGUCUCUUACCUCUUAUCGUCAGUAAUCACGUUGGGAUAUUAACAUACGCGAAACGCGUCGCGUAUGCGAUGCAAGAGAUAUGUUUUUUGGAAGUAACGACCACGACUCUUCUUAUAUGCACUAUGGAAUAUCUUUCCAUUAUGGCGUGGAGAGACGUUGAUUUGAUAGCGCUCGGAACAUACGUUGGCUCGUGGAUUUCGAUGACUCUGAAUAUGUUCAUAAUUUGUUACGCGGGCGAUCUUCUUGUCGAAGAGGGCGAAAAAUUUGGUGAAGCGACUUACAAUAUAGAAUGGUACAACCUACCAGAAAAGAAGGCCCAGGACUUAAUAAUUCUGAUUGGUAUAUCGAGAUAUCCGCCGAAGCUUACGGGUGGGAAGAUAUUCGAAAUAUCAAUAGACACAUUCAGCUCU